This is a messenger RNA of Cygnus olor (mute swan), 5278 nucleotides long. It is a transcript of the gene ADARB1, whose product is annotated as adenosine deaminase RNA specific B1. The coding region runs from base 282 to 2384 and encodes 700 amino acids. The record is from RefSeq and is a predicted model, not a curated record. Gene Ontology annotation, molecular function: double-stranded RNA binding; tRNA-specific adenosine deaminase activity; double-stranded RNA adenosine deaminase activity. Gene Ontology annotation, biological process: RNA processing; adenosine to inosine editing. Gene Ontology annotation, cellular component: nucleolus; cytoplasm. The transcript has 11 exons. NCBI's taxonomy places the organism in Eukaryota, Metazoa, Chordata, Aves, Anseriformes, Anatidae.
UUACAAGUCAUUCCAGGAGGAGCUGAGUUUCCUUGUUUUCUUUCAUGAGGGCAGGGGCCAGCAGUGUCACAUUGCCUUAGGUGAGGAGGGAACAAAAGCCAGCUCUGGGCACCAUCCCUUUCCUUUCAGCACAUCCUUACCCUUGGGGCUGAAGCGGGAGCUGACUGGAGCAAGCCUGCUCGUGACUGAGAAAUGAGGUUGCAGAAUCAGCAUGUGUCAGUAGUAGCUAAAAAGACAGAAGCAGUCUUCGCCAGCCAAGAAACCAGCAAAAAUAUUUCACAAUGGAUGUUGACGAUGAAGAAAACAUGAGUUCAAGCAGCACUGAUGUUAAAGAAAACCGCAACAUGGACAACGUUCCCCCCAAGGACGGCAGUGUGCAAGGCACCGGGGAGGGGGCUCAGCUUUCCAAUGGUGGUAGCAGCAGCAGCAGAAAGCGUCUUUUGGAGGAGGGCAACAAUGGCCACUCCAAAUUUCGCCCUAAGAAGAGGAAGAAAACGCCAGGUCCCGUUUUGCCAAAGAAUGCCCUGAUGCAACUUAAUGAGAUUAAACCUGGUUUACAGUACAAACUGCUGUCCCAAACAGGGCCGGUUCAUGCUCCAAUGUUUGUGAUGGCAGUUGAAGUUAACGGGCAGGUGUUUGAAGGGUCUGGCCCUACAAAAAAGAAAGCCAAGCUUCAUGCUGCUGAGAAGGCUCUGCGGUCUUUCGUUCAAUUCCCAAAUGCAUCAGAAGCGCACCUCGCAAUGGGGAGGACUCUCUCUGUCAACACAGACUUCACCUCUGACCAGGCAGACUUUCCUGACACACUUUUCAAUGGAUUUGAAACUCCAGUUCCUGCUGAUGCUUCCUUUUACCUAGGGUCCAAUGGGGAUGGCUCCUUCAGCUCUAGUGGGGACUACGGGUUGUCAUCGUCAUCUGCUGUAGCGAGCAGUCUUACCCAGUCACCUCUCCCCACACCACCACCGUACCCGACCACGAGCGGGAAGAAUCCUGUCAUGAUCCUGAAUGAGCUGCGGCCAGGACUGAAGUACGAAUUUCUCUCAGAGAGUGGGGAAAGCCAUGCCAAAAACUUUGUCAUGGCUGUUGCAGUGGAUGGUCAAACGUUUGAAGGAUCAGGAAGGAAUAAAAAGCUUGCAAAAGCUCGGGCUGCUCAGUCAGCCUUGGCAUCCUUGUUUAACAUGCAGCUGGAUCAGACUCCAUCUCGACAGCCCAUUCCUAGUGAGGGGCUCCAGUUGCAUUUGCCACAGGUUUUAGCAGAUGCUGUUGCACGCUUGGUAGUAGAUAAAUUCAGUGAUUUGACAGAAAAUUUCACAUCUCCACAUGCACGUAGAAAAGUCCUUGCUGGAAUUGUCAUGACAACAGGUACAGAUGUGAAAGAUGCUCUGGUAAUAAGUGUUUCUACAGGAACAAAAUGCAUCAAUGGUGAAUACAUGAGUGAUCGUGGUCUUGCAUUAAAUGAUUGCCAUGCGGAAAUUAUAUCUCGACGGUGCCUGCUUAAAUUUCUAUAUACACAACUUGAGCUUUAUCUAAGCAAUAAAGAUGAUCAGCAAAAAUCCAUUUUUAUCAAAUCGGAACAGGGCGGGUUUAAACUGAAGGAGAAUGUGCAGUUUCAUCUCUAUAUCAGUACGUCUCCUUGUGGAGAUGCUAGGAUUUUCUCGCCACAUGAAGCAGCACAAGAGGAUCAAGGGGACAGACAUCCAAACCGCAAGGCAAGAGGACAGCUACGAACAAAAAUAGAAUCUGGGGAAGGAACAAUCCCUGUGCGCUCUACUACCACUAUCCAGACGUGGGAUGGAGUAUUGCAAGGAGAAAGGCUACUUACUAUGUCAUGCAGUGACAAGAUAGCAAGGUGGAACGUAUUGGGUAUUCAAGGAGCCUUACUUAGCCUCUUUGUGGAGCCAAUUUACUUCUCUAGCAUCAUCUUGGGGAGUUUAUAUCAUGGGGAUCAUCUAUCCAGAGCCGUAUACCAGAGGAUAGCAGAGAUAGAAGAUCUACCACCUCUUUAUACACUCAACAGACCUUUACUUAGUGGUAUUAGCAAUGCAGAAGCACGCCAACCAGGGAAAGCACCAAACUUCAGUGUAAACUGGACAGUAGGAGACACUUGUCUUGAAGUUAUUAAUGCUACAACUGGCAAAGAUGAAAUGGGUCGUGCAUCUCGCCUUUGUAAACAUGCUUUGUACAGCCGCUGGAUGCGUAUUCAUGCAAAGCUUUCCUCCAGCUUGCGCUCAAAGAUUCUCAAGCCUAACUUGUACCAUGAAACCAAGCAAGGAGCCACUGAGUAUCAAACUGCCAAAGAGCGUUUGUUUAAAGCAUUCCUGAAGGCAGGACUUGGAGCCUGGGUGGAGAAACCCAUAGAACAGGAUCAGUUUUCUCUCACUGUCUGAUUCACAGACUGCACAUCACUUUGAAAAGGGAGUUGCUUUGGAAAUCCUGGUGUCCAGCAUUGCUUUCUGGCAUCUCCACAGCUGUUAAAACAUCUUUUUACUGUUUGGAGUUUUUUUUUCCCCCAUUUUUUAGGAAACUUGAUGGUAGCUGUUUUUAUUUUGCCUAAGUAUUGAAACUCAGUGAUAAUCUGAUACAUAAUUGUGCAUUUUAUUAUGGGAAAGUCAUUUCUGGUGUAUUUCUGGAAAUACUUUUACUGUAGAAAAUUUGCAGUAAGGCUCUCCUUACAGUAUACAAUGACUCAUUUUUUCUGGGUUAAAAUAUUUUUUUUAAUUCAAUGUCAUCAAGUGCAUGAAGAAAUUAAAGUUUCUUUGGAUUUUACACCACACUUUUAGGAAGUAGCUUAAUUUUUUAAAAAGAAAUUAGGUGACAAGACUGAUUCUACUCCUCUGCUAACUUUUGAACUGCAUAUAGACCAUAAAGCCAGAAUGAAGUCUGGACAGCUAGUUUUUCCCCACUUCCUUGCUCUUUAAAACCAGCUGCUGAAAACUUAAGGUCUUUGAUGUAUGUAUUUAUUAGUCUGUGAUCCAGUUUUUAACAUGCAGCUUUUUAUUCUGUUUUUAAAAAUACAUUUACCUUCCAUUUACACAAAUUGUGAAGUCUUUUUUUUUUUUUACCCUUGUAAACUGGAAACAACAAAGUAAUUAUUUGUAAGUUAAGAGGUUUAGUCUAUAAUGUGCAGAAAUCUGUUUAAUCUGUUUAGAAUUAGGUGAUUUGUACAUCCCAGAAACUCAUUAGAAUAUGAUCACAACUAUAACAUGUCAAUUCAAAAAAAAAAAGGAAAAAGAAAAAGAAAAAUUAUUCCAUUUUAAGGGUACUAAGCCUGAAUUGCCAAAAACAAUCACUCACUAAGUAUUAAUUGCUCUCUUCUAGAAGAAAUGAAAAGCUCAUGUAUGGACAAAAAGUUGUUAAAACUUCUUUCCUGUGAGUUACAUUUCCUUUCAUUCAAGUUGUGUCCCUUUGAGAUUUCAUUGCCUUUUGCCUUUAUGUGUGUGAUGGUCCUCAUGAAACUAAUUAGGUAAGUUACUCUUAAAUGUGCAUUUGUUUGCUUUGACUAUUACAUGUUUUUUGUAAAGAUGUAGACACUUCAGCUUUAUGUAAAAAUGUAAGAUAGAAGGGAAAUAUUUUGAGAUCUGUUUAAUUAACUGGUGUAUAGAAGGCACUUUUAAAAACACUUUUUAGUACAUGAUGUUUAGGAGUGGAUUAGAGAAUGCCUGCUGUCAUUUCUCUGCUCCCACAGUCUGUGUCCAAACACAUCCUGUGGCUUGUACCUAUUCAAGAAUCCUAUGUGCUUUCUGGAAGGCCCCUUGGUGAUUCUCUGUCAUCCUUUUGCAAACAAUGAAGGUCAUGUUUUGUGACACAGGACUUUGUGACGCAAUACCCAAGCCAAGUGUGUUUCAGCAACGUUGCUCCAGCUGAUAGGUCUUGUCCCUCAGCUCUACAUCACCACCCCUUCCUGUGCUGCAUUGGACAUCAGAUCAGUGGGCUGGUCCAUGCUUUGAAGUCAAGUUAAGACUUAUUUUUAGGCCCACAUUGGGUCAGAGAUCCAGCUCUGAGUCAUGUUGGCACAUCUGCGGAAGAAGUGAAGUGGAGCACAGGAAUCCCUGCAGCCAGCUUCAUGACUAAAGCCUGUGUCUCAUGCAGUCAUAACUUAAGUUACAGUACCUCAGACCAAGUGUCUCCUGGGGGUUAGCAGCUACUUUGCCCAUUGGAGACUUUGGUAUAAAACCAAUUCUGGCCUAUCACGAAUGCUGAGGAGAUGUGCUGCUUUGUUAUUGCUUGAGUAGGAGCCUCUUUUUAACUUCAAAAAAUGGUCAGGCCUGAUAAUCACUUGUGCAUUAAUUUAAGCCCCUUGGCUAGUGGCUGGAAGUAAUGUGUUGAGAAACUAUCAGUGAAUUUUUGAUGGUAUUAUGGAUAAUAGUGAGCACUGCUGCAGGAAGGCAAGCAAAUCACAGUGGUCUAGUGAUCCCUUCAGAAAAGACUGAUGCUUCCAGAGGUUACUGCCUUUUCCAGAUGCCAGUGGAACAAAUGUUAUGAACCAUAGUAGACAGACUGCAUAAAUUCAGCCUUGUUGGCAACUCUAAGCUGUCCUGUCUGUUUCUGCAUUAAAACCAGGAGUGUUGUCACACCUGUGCUAGUCCCACAGAGCAGAAGGGCAGCAGUUUCUGAAUACAAACUAGGUUUUUGCAGACAUGAUUCCAAUAAGGCUCAGACCAACUUAUUCUAAAAGUAAUUUAUUUGUAUUUGGUCAGAUUUUGCAAGCACUUGGGCAUUUACCUUUGAGAUCAGUCCUGUCUCAUUAAUGUUGCAGAAAUUCCUUUGCGGCUGUAGGUAAAUAUGUGCAUACAUCCAUACAGUAUCAAGGGAAAGCUAGUUGCACCGUGUACGUUUUCUUGGGAUUAUUAAUGUUACUAAGUGAAAUACACACUUUUAAGGGACCUGGUCUAUUGACAAAUAAUGUUUGUUGAUAAUUUCAAGCAAAUUAUUUUUACUCAUCUUUCUGAAGUACUCAUUGAAAAGUUGAUUUUUUUUGAAGACUAGGAAAGUAUUAGCUCAAACUAUUUUUUUUAUGAAGUCAUGAAUAUAAGCAAUAUAUUUAAGUAUUAUUAUAGACAUAGUUUUUUAAGCUGUUCAAAUGAGUGAUUAAAAUGAAACUGUAAAGGAAAUCUGUUCCAUGCCAAAAUCUUUUGAUGAAGGAAUGGUGUCAGGUUAUUUAUAAGGAAUGAGUUCUCUUGUUUAUAAUUCCAGGAUUUUAAAAAGAAAGAAGUUUUUCAGGGUUGUAUGCAAUCCAUAUCUGUCGUGUGGGAGUCAAUAAAAUACUGCUUGGCUUCCUUCA